Messenger RNA from Daktulosphaira vitifoliae (grape phylloxera), 1971 nucleotides. Its product is annotated as gastrula zinc finger protein XlCGF7.1-like. Gene Ontology annotation, biological process: regulation of transcription by RNA polymerase II. Gene Ontology annotation, cellular component: chromosome. Bases 127 to 1020 code for a protein of 297 amino acids. The record is from RefSeq and is a predicted model, not a curated record. NCBI's taxonomy places the organism in Eukaryota, Metazoa, Arthropoda, Insecta, Hemiptera, Phylloxeridae. Gene Ontology annotation, molecular function: chromatin insulator sequence binding. The transcript is spliced from 3 exons.
CUGAAUGUGGUUAUGAAACAUACAAUAAAAAUCAUGAAGAUAAAAUUAAAAAAAAUGAAGAAAAUAAUCAUGAAUUAACAAAUCUUAAAAUAAAAUAUCAGAAAACUACUUUUGAAUUAAAUCUUAAUGAACAAACUUUUAAUUGUAAACCAUCCAUUUAAACCAUACAACUGUAAUGAGUGUGAAAAAACUUUUUCAUCUAAACUAUAUCUUAAUAUUCAUCAAAAAUAUCAUACAAAUGAAAAAAAGUUUAUUUGUCCCAUUUGCAAAGUUUCCUUUUCUCAAAAAUCAAAUUUAAAAAAUCAUAUCAGGGUCCAUACAGGAGAAAGGCCAUUUAAAUGUGAAUUAUGUUUCAAGACAUUUGCUGAUCAAUCAAAUUAUUGCAGACAUAAAAAAAUUCACAGUGGGAAAAAAUAUGUACAACAAAAUUUAGACCAUAUAAAGUGUAAUAUUUGUGCUAAAAAUUUUAGUCGGUUAUCUAAUUUAAAAAAUCAUAUACUAAUGAUACAUGAAGGUAAAAAACCGUUUAAAUGUGAAAUGUGCAAUGCUACAUUCCCUAGAAAAGAUUAUUUGAUUCUUCAUUAUGCAAUUCAUUCUAAUGAACCGGAAUUUAAAGAUCAGCUCCUUAUAAAAAAAUUUAAGUGCCAAAUUUGUGAGAAAUCAUUUAGCAAUCUAAGUUCUUUUCAUCGACAUGAGUGGUUACAUAAAGAAGAAAAACCAUAUCAAUGUGAUUGUUGUAAAUUAUUUUUUGUUCGAAAAGAUGCUCUAAUUGUUCACAUCAGAACUAAGCAUACUAAGAUAAAACCAUUUAAAUUGCUUUUAUCGGCUCAAUUAAGGGCCAUUGCGGCCUCUCAUUUAUACUUCAGGGCGGGUGAUUAUUCCGUUGCUGGAGAGAGAAUAGUGACUCCAACUACCAAACAGAUCAUUUGGCAAAUGAAGCCACCCAUGACCGAGUUUCGAACUCGAGGCAGUGCACCCCAAGCACUUCCGCAUUACCGACUCGGCCACACCGUCCUCUAGUAGAAUUUUAUUCUACUUUUUCUUAUUUUAUUAAUUUACAGUAUAAAUACUGAGUCAAUUUUGUUGUCUGAUAUGGACAAUCCUAACUGAGGUGGCCUAUUUAGCUUUAUCAGCAACACAUGAUGUCUGUAUUUAAUGGUGGGAAAGUAAAUUUUCUCACUUUGACACACAAAAUAUAGUAUUUAGAAUAUUCAACGUAAUUAAAUAAAUAAUAUGGAAUGUUGAUUAAAUAUUAAUUCUCAUUUUUUAGUAACAAAUUAAAUCAUUAUAUGGUCAUUUAUAUGUAAUUUUAUUAGUUUAUGAAAAAAAAAUAUUUCAAUCAAAUUAUUUAAUUAAAUAAUACUUUAUUUUUUAUUGGGAUAUAAAUUAUUACAAUAGUUAUAAAAAAACGAUAUAGCUGUAAUUAUAAAACUAAAAAUUCUUAGGGUAAAGUGAAAAUGGUUUCAAUAUAUAGGUAAUGCAUUAUGCUAUGAGAAAUAAUGGACUCAGCUACUAACAAAUUAUCUUUUAUGAUUAAGUAAUCAUCGAUUUUUAAUAUUCCAUAAAAAAGUACCCAAACUAUUAUGUAUACAAACAUCCCAAUAGUAUGAUUUUUCUAUAACUAAACAAUACAUUAUUUAAAUCACAUAAAUACAUGUUUAAGAAUAUAGGUUGUAAAAUAACUAUUAAAAUUAUGUAUUUAAAUUAAAUGGCAGUACAAAACUAGGAAAUUUUUUAACAUUAAUAAAUAACUAUACAGUUAUUCAAUUAUUAUAAUUAAAAUGUUUCAUUUAACUCAGCAUACGUAAUAUAAUUAAUUAUAAAGUUAUUCGGUGCAUUCAUAUUCUUUAUUAUAUUGAGUUUUGAAAUCUUCAAAUUCAGUUUUUAAUUCCUAAAAUUAAAAAAAAAAAUUAUAAAUACCAUAAUAUUUAGAUGAUGGAUGGGGUGCGCCAAGAUCCAGGGAAACUGGAA